Messenger RNA from Limulus polyphemus (Atlantic horseshoe crab), 1649 nucleotides. Its product is annotated as fasciculation and elongation protein zeta-2-like. NCBI's taxonomy places the organism in Eukaryota, Metazoa, Arthropoda, Merostomata, Xiphosura, Limulidae. The record is from RefSeq and is a predicted model, not a curated record. Gene Ontology annotation, cellular component: cytoplasm; axon. Bases 223 to 990 code for a protein of 255 amino acids. The transcript is spliced from 8 exons.
UCUGAGGGAAUAUGGUGUGCUACUGACGCAUUGCACCUUUCAAUAGCGCAGUAGUCACAGUUCGAAAAAUCUUUGGAUGUUGGUUGGAUAAGUACGUGCUGUAGGCUCCGCAGUGUCUCGUAGUCGCAGGUAAUAACGCACGCAUCUACGCUGGAUAUCAAAAAGCCCCCGAGAAAAAAGAAUAAAGAUACCAACAGACAAGAUUUUCACGACAUAUACAAGAUGUGGUGGACUAUAACGGGGAACUUUGGGAACAUCCUACCUAUUGACUGGUCCAAAUCAUAUGCUAGAAAGCUGCAGCUGCCAGCUCUGAACUUGAAUGAACAGAAAAACUACCUGGAUGAGAUAGAUUUGGACCUGUCAGAUGAUGAAGAGUUGGCUAGAGAUCUGGAUAUGCAUUCCUUGAUACUCUCCAGUCUUCAGCAAGAACCUCUCUUCACAGCAGAAGAAGUUCUGGAGGAAAUAGAUGAGAUUAUGAAGCAAGAAGAACCUCUUUCUUCCGAGGAUGUUAGUCCUGAUCCGAGUCCAGAUAACAUCCCAAGAGCUGUGGACAAGACCAAAGCUAUCUUGUCUUCUCUAGUGUAUGGAGAGAAGUUGAAAACACUGAGCACGUCAGAAUUAAAUGAGUUGCUGGUCGAGUUAGAAGCUGUGGUUAAGGAGCAUUCAGAAACACUUAUUCAAGAAUUAGCCCUCAGGGAUGAGUUGGAGUUUGAGAAGGAGCUGAAAAAUAACUUCAUAUCACUGCUCUUAAGUAUUCAGAACAAGCGACGGCAGUAUAAUAUUGACAAGAAGAAAGGCCGUGCUGGAAUCAGUAGUGGGGCAGAGCCAAAAUAUUUGACAACAGUCAUUCCAUAUAAUGCAGAACAAGGUCCACCAAACAACAACACCCUUCAAGUCUUAAUUAAAAUCCUUCAAGCUAUUAAUGAAGACAGUCCCACAGUCCCAACCUUAUUGACUGACUAUAUUCUUAAAGUUUUGUGUCCCACAUGAAGCAGCUUAUGUCGGCCUUGGUAACAAACACUACAACCUUCCAUUGUUGAUCCUGCUUAGACUUACUGGCCUAUUCUCUAGGAAAAAUGGACAUUUUUAAAUGAAAAUUCUGUUUAGCUUAUCAGUACUGAAAAUACUCAUGUAGUGAUUGAUAUUUUUGGUUAACCAUGUGUUUUUAAUAGUUGGGUGAUCUGAUAUAGAUAAAUUAUUUGAAGCCACUGAACAAAAUUGUGUUGAUUCCUUUUCUACUAAAUCAGGACCCUGUAAAUACCCAUAAAGAAAGUUGGUGUUAACAGUUAUUCCUGGAAAAGUAUUCUACUAGUUUUUUUAGGUCACAAUUUGAUUCAUAUCACUUUUAAUGCUUUGUAAACAAUUGCACUUCAAAAUUUAUGAUAAAGCUUUUGUAUGAUUUAUGAAUGGAAAAUUAACUGUGGCUGUGGACUUUAUUAAUGUGCAAUGUGCUUUAAAGCUUUGAACAUUGUUGCAAUGAUCUCAAUUACUUUUUAAUUUAUAGAUAUUUAUAUAUAUAUAUAUUUACUUCUGUGCUCCAGAUAAACUUCUUUUGACUUUUUAUACCUACUUAAAUAGCAUUUUUGGAACCAUGUGAUUUCAUUGUAUUCUUAUUGAAAACUGAGUCAAUAAAAAUAAUUGUGAAUGUC